This is a messenger RNA of Anopheles bellator, 5223 nucleotides long. RefSeq lists its product as uncharacterized. Gene Ontology annotation, molecular function: hydrolase activity. The record is from RefSeq and is a predicted model, not a curated record. Lineage: Eukaryota; Metazoa; Arthropoda; Insecta; Diptera; Culicidae. The transcript has 14 exons. Bases 1 to 5172 code for a protein of 1723 amino acids.
AUGCAUCGUUUCGUAGCGGCCGUGUUACGGUUGGCCGCGGGUCUGCUGGCGAGCUGGUGGAGCCGUACCUGGUUGAAGCUGUCCGCCCCACGGAACACCUGCUCGGUGACGAUCGCACCGGGCAAGCUGCGCGGUCUUACGGUGCGUGACGCUCCGCUUGGCCUACAGUAUCACUGUUUCAAGGGCAUCCGGUAUGCCGAGCCGCCGGUCGGUGAGCUGCGCUUUAAGGCACCGGUACCGCUGCGAGCGUUUCCACAGCCCUGCGUAGACUGUUUCGUCGAGGGCAACCGUUGUCUGCAGUACGAUCAGAUCCUGGGCGUGAUGGUCGGUUCCGAGGAUGGGUUGUUCCUGAACGUGUACACACCGGAGCUUCCGGCCGCUAGGGAUCGAGAGCGUCUUCCCGUAAUGGUGUACAUCCAUGGCGGCGGUUUCAUGUGUGGCAGUGGCAAUGCCUUCCUCUACGAUCCGGUGUACUUCGUGCAACGACGGGCCGUGGUCGUAACGUUCAACUACCGACUCGGGCCACUAGGAUUCCUGGCCUUCCCCGAGGCCGGUGUGUUGGGCAAUGCGGGACUAAAGGAUCAACUGCUGGUGCUGCAGUGGGUCCAACAGAACAUUGGUGCCUUCGGAGGGAAUCCCGAUAAUGUGACCCUGUUUGGUGAGAGUGCCGGUGCCAAGGCAGCCUACCUACACUAUCUGUCACCCGUGUCCAGAAAGUACUUCCACCGAGUGAUCUGCCAGAGCGGUGUCGCGUGCUCGGACUACGCGCUGCAGGUGGAACCAUCCUAUAAGGCACGCCAACUAGCACAGUGUUUAGGUUACCGCGGAUCAUCCGACGCCGAAGCACUCGCGACGCUGAUGAGGGCACCGGCCAAGCAAUUGAUCAAACAUCAGCUACAAACACUGACUGCGACCGAGCGCCAGCAGGAGCUACAGUUUCCGUUCCGGCCAGUAGUCGAAGCUAGUGACCUCCCUGGGGCACUCGUUACUCAGCAUCCGCUGGAUGCGCUGCGUGCUCCGCUCGAUCCACCGAUACCGAUCAUCACGGGUUGCAACAGUGGCGAAGGAAUCGUAGCCCUCGUCCACGCCAAGGCGCAUCUGAACGAGUACAACCUUGCCCCGGAUCGAUUGCUUCCGACGAGCCUGCAUCUAACCGGACCGGAAGCAUCCCGGAGCGCUGUGGGGGAGCUGGUGAAACAUUUCUACUUCGGCGAUCGACCCAUUGGCCGUGGAACGCUACCGGAGCUGAUGGACGUCCUGUCCGACAAUGAGUAUCUUACGGCGACCGUUACGGCGGCCGAGCUGCUGGCCCGUUAUCAGCCACUGGUGGCGCACUACUGUUACUACUUCACGUUCGACGGCCGAUACGGCAACACGAAGCAGCUGCUAAACAUGUCGAGUGUCCCGGGCGUUUGCCACGGGGACGACGUGUUCUACAUGUUCCGAUCGGCACUGAACGUUGGGCUUGACGAGGAUGCGGACGAGAACCGGGUCCGGGAUUCGUUCGUCACCAUGUGGACUGAGUUUGCACGCCACGGUCAACCGGCACCGUCCUGGAAACCCGUGGAACCGUGUGGGAACGGAGCGUUCCGGUUGCAGUGUUUACGCAUCGAUCGCACGCUAACGAUGGUGCCGAAUCCGAUCGAGGAGCGGAGCCGUUUCUGGAGGAAUCUCUUCCACAAACAUGGAUACGCUUCUCGGCGGCUUUCUGUGCUGAUACGCCUGUGGCCGCCGGCCGUACGGCCCGUGGUGACGGUGAAGCAGGGUAAGUUGCGUGGCGUCACCUCGACGCUCCCGAACGGGGCCCAGUACCACUACUUUAAGGGCGUUCCGUACGCGGAACCGCCGGUCGGCAGGCUACGCUUUCGGCCACCGGUACCUCUGGAGCGGUUCCGCAAACCGAUCGUCGACUGCUACGCCGAGCGGGCCGAUGCGGUACAGAAAGACUUCUUCUCCGACCGUGCCAGUGGCUCGGAAUCUUGCCUGUACCUUAACGUGUACAGUCCGCGGUUGCCGGGGGAAGCUGAUGCCACCGAGGGAGUGCCUCGGGCACCGGUGAUGGUGUACAUUCACGGUGGUGGCUUCAUGAACGGAUCCGGCAGCAGUUUCUUCUACAAUCCGGACCUUUUCGUCGAGCAGGGCGUGCUGGUGGUGACGAUCAACUAUCGACUCGGACCGUUCGGGUUCCUCUGUCUGCCCGGAGCCGGCAUUCCCGGCAAUGCGGGCCUCAAGGAUCAGUUGUUGGCGCUUCGUUGGGUGCACGAAAAUGUAGCCCAGUUUGGUGGCGAUCCGGACAAUGUGACGUUGUUUGGGGAAAGUGCCGGGAGCAUGUCUUCGUACCUGCACUACCUAUCGCCCAACUCACGGAAAUACUUCCAUCGGGUGAUCUGCCAGAGUGGUGUCGCCUGUUCGGACUCGUUCUUCCAGGUGGAACCGCUGGAGAAGGCACGCAAACUGGCCCGUUUCUUCGGCUACACCGGUGACAGUGACGAGGGCGCACUAGAAACACUGGAGAAGGUACCGGCCAAGCUAGUGGCGAAACACCAGAAUGAAGUGAUCAGCGAAGCGGAGAAGCAGCUCGCACUCAUCUUCAUCUUCCGGCCGGUGGUCGAGGAGCAGGAGACGGACGACAGCAUCAUUACGCAGCAUCCGCAGCAGAUUCUGAAAGCAUACGACGCCCUGCGUAUGCCGCUGCUCGAGGGCUGCAACAGUGGCGAAGGGAUACUGGCGCUGCGGACACUACGCUCCCGGUGGCCAUCGUUCCUCACGUCACCGGAACGCCUGGUACCGGUGCUACUGGCCAGCAACGCGCAAAACCUUGACCGCGCGCAGGUCGGCAAGGAGAUCAAACGGUUCUACUUUGGCGAUGGACCCGUGAAGCCGGAUCGAGUGAUCGAUCGCAUGUGCGAGCUGCUGUCGGACAACACGUUCAUCACCAACUCGGUCACCAGUGCCGAAUGGUUGGCCAAGUACCAGCCGAAUGUCCAGCACUUCCACUACCGCUUCACGUACGACGGUCGGUUCAGUUUGUUGAAGAGACUCUUUCAACUCUCGCACGUCACCGGCGCUUGCCACGGGGACGAUCUAAUGUACAUGUUCAACACAUGCUUCCUGCCAACACUUCGACCCGACAGUGACGAGUAUCGGAUGCGCCGGAUAAUGAUCGCCCUUUGGACGAGUUUCGCCAAGCACGGUGAUCCGUCGGUGGGUCCUUCCGCUGAGCUGGUGCCGGAAAAGUGGCUCCCGGUGAAGAAGAUCGCUCGCGACGCCACCGACUUCGAGCUGGACUGUUUCGAGCUCAACACGGUUCCACGGAUGGUGCGUAAUCCGGGCGAUGGGCGGAUACAGCUGUGGCGUCGAUUGCUUCGCCAAUACCGUCCCGAUUUCCUUCGCUCGCUGGUGGACGUUCCGGUCAGGUGUGAGUUGCUCGAGGCGAUGGAGUGGACGAACCUGUGGCACUUUCUGGUGACACUGUUACGGCUGGUGGGUGGCACCGUUUCAUUCUUCGUACGACACCGGUUGCAGCACCACUGGCCACCGGCCCUCCGGCCACUGGUGACCGUGAGGCAGGGGAAGGUACGUGGCGUUACUUCGACCCUGCCGAACGGCGAGCGUUACCACGGCUUCAAAGGCAUCCCGUACGCGACGGCCCCGAUCGGUGAGCUGCGGUUCCGGGCUCCGGUUCCGCUCGGCAGCUUCCGGACCCCGGUCGUGGACUGUGGCAUCGAGCGCACCGACUGCGUGCAGCUCGAUUUCUUCUCCGGCAUCGUGUUCGGUGCCGAAAGUGGCCUGUAUCUGAACGUCUACACGCCCCAGCUUCCCGAUGGCGAUCGCCACUGCCGGCUGCUGCCCGUUAUGGUGUUUCUGCACGGUGGCGGCUUCGCCUGCGGCACUGGAAGCAGCUUCUUCUACACCCCGGAGUCACUGCUGCAGCGUGGCGUACUCGUGGUCACGCUCAACUACCGUCUGGGGCCGUUCGGGUUCCUUCACCUACCGGAGGCUGGCAUCGAGGGAAAUGCCGGGCUGAAAGAUCAGCUGAUGGCGCUUCGCUGGGUCCAUGAAAAUAUCUCCCAGUUCGGGGGCGAUCCUCACUGCGUCACUCUGUUCGGGGAAAGUGCCGGCAGCUUCUCGUCCUAUCUGCACCUGCUUUCGCCCAACUCACGAAAAUACUUCCACCGGGUGAUCUGCCAAAGCGGAGUCGUCUGCUCGAACGCCUUCAUGCAGCAGGACGGUGUGCAAAUGGCGUUAAACUUGGCGCACUAUUUCGGCUAUGUCGGGACCAGCCAACAGGGAGCACUCGAAACGCUGCUGAAGGUGCCGGCCAAAGCGCUCGCAAGACAUCAACGGAAGGCACUGGGCAACGGGAAUAAGAGCCCUGAUCUGGUGUUCGUCUUCCUGCCGGUUGUGGAACGCACGCAGACGGAGGACAGCAUAAUCACGGAGGAACCGGAGCGGAUCCUGAAGACCUACGACACCCUGCGAGUGCCUCUGCUCGAGGGUUGCAACGAUGCCGAGGGAAUCCUGGGGCUGCACAUCAUGCGCAACCGGCUCAACGGUAUCGGCCAGCUUCCGUACCGUUUCGCGGACAAGAUGUUCCACUCGCUGCCGCCAGCGCAACGGCUGGCGAUUGGCGACAGGAUCAAACGGUUCUACUUUGCAGAUCAACCAGUGGUCAAGUGGAGCACCGAUCAGUUGAAGCAUCUGCUGACGGACACGAUCUUCAUGACCGAUUCCAGUGUCAACGCCGAGUGGCUGGCCAAGUACCAGCCAAAUAUGGCCCAUUACCAUUAUCGCUUUACGUACGACGGACGGUUCAGUUUGUUGAAACGACUGUUCCGCAACAGCACCGUCGCCGGCGCCUGCCACGGGGACGAUGUGUUUUAUGUGUUCAACUCCCGGUGUCUGCCUAGUCUACCGGCGAACUGUGAUGAGCAUCGAGUCCGGGACAACCUGGUGGCUCUCUGGACCAGCUUCGCCCGGCACGGUGACCCAUCGCGCGACGUGCUGGACAUCCCGUGGGAACCGGUGCGUAAAGUGUCCGCGAACGCCCCGGAUUUUCAACUGGACUGUCUGGAGAUUAAUGUACGGCCGGUGAUGGUGCAGGACCCGUGCAGAGAGCGCCGACUCUUUUGGCGCACUUUGUUCGAGGACAAUCUGAAGGGAUACUUUUGAUGGAUCGUGCCACAAAGGAUUCAACUGAGAUUUGAGUAGAUUCAGACAGAA